AUGGGGCAUCAUCAAGUCUACUACUACACUUCCAUCUUCAACUUCAAUACCACCAAACUCUUCAUACAUCUUGGCUUUCAUCAAACCGAACGACCGGCCACCAAAAUGAACAACUUCGACUGCCACCCGCGCGUUCUCUCGCUCUCCUCCGCCUCAACCCCAUCAUCUUCCAUCCCCACAACUCCCUUCUCACAGUCUCGCCGCCAAUCCCACGAGUCAGCACACGACGCGCACCACUUCGUCAACCAAGAAGAGAAGACUCAGCACAAGCUCAACCUCAGCAUCAAGAAGAUGUGGGAAGGCGUCAAGAGACACGCUGUUGAGCACCACAAGAGCGUCAACGCUGCCUACAUGGCUAGCUAUGGAUGCGGUACUGCGACUGCAGUGAACACUACUGGCGGAAAGGCUUUGUAG
Messenger RNA from Alternaria hordeiaustralica, 414 nucleotides. RefSeq lists its product as uncharacterized. Bases 1 to 414 code for a protein of 137 amino acids. NCBI's taxonomy places the organism in Eukaryota, Fungi, Ascomycota, Dothideomycetes, Pleosporales, Pleosporaceae. The record is from RefSeq and is a predicted model, not a curated record. The transcript has 2 exons.